Messenger RNA from Mya arenaria, 480 nucleotides. RefSeq lists its product as uncharacterized. The record is from RefSeq and is a predicted model, not a curated record. Lineage: Eukaryota; Metazoa; Mollusca; Bivalvia; Myida; Myidae. Bases 1 to 480 code for a protein of 159 amino acids. The transcript has a single exon.
AUGGAAAAUGAAAGGUCGACUUGCGAUGACCUCAUGAACAAGCUCAAAUGCGAUGAACUAAAGAACAACCUAUUGUUCUUUAAAAUACAGCACUCGAGUACAGAGAACGAGGCGGACUGUCGGGGCGCGGUUGUAGACAUCCUACAAACAAAGAUGGGGAUCGACAACGCCGGAGAGAGGAUGCAAAUCCAGGUAGAACGACUUGGGAACUACAGGGCCGGGGUAACUCGCCCUAUUUUAGUCAGGUUCGAUAAAUUUGAGGACAAAGAACAUGUGCGACGGUCAUGUCCAAAACUGAAGGAUACAGCAAUUGGUAUGAGCCCACACCUGCCCAAGGAAAUCAUGGACAAACAUAAACCGCUCAUGGCAGAGUUCAAAAAGGCUAAACGUGAUAAGAAAAGGGCUUUCUUUAGAUACGACAAGCUCAUCAUCGACGGUGAGGAAUUCAUCCCACAGCCAACAAACCUAAGCAGUCACUAG